AUGGGAGCUAGAAGAUCUAGAAACAGGUCUGCAGUGCUUUUGGCUGCCGGUGCUUUAACAGCGCUGGUUUUGGGCGCCUUUUAUGUCUGGGGAAAAGGUACAACUUCGUCGUCGUCAUCAUCAAAUGUGAAUGAAAAGGACGAAAAUGCCGUUACUGUGUGUAUAGUUUUGACAGAUGAUAUGUAUGAGGACGAAGUGGAUUGGGAAAAACUUUUAUCGUUGCAAGCAGUGGUGGUCUUGCCACCGAAAACGACAGCCAGCCCGGCUGUUGCCCGAUUCCCAACCCACCAGCUAAUUCGCUGCGGUACCGAGGAAGGUGUCUGGUCCGUUGUAAGACACUUACGUAAAGACAUCGUGGUGGUGAGCCCGCUGAGUUUCAAUUCUGUACCCGCAGAUGUGCACAGAUACUCCGAGCUGGUCACAGAGCUUCCAUGA
Messenger RNA from Lachancea sp. 'fantastica', 435 nucleotides. NCBI's taxonomy places the organism in Eukaryota, Fungi, Ascomycota, Saccharomycetes, Saccharomycetales, Saccharomycetaceae. The record is from the annotation of a GenBank genome assembly.